This is a messenger RNA of Morone saxatilis (striped sea-bass), 1648 nucleotides long. It is a transcript of the gene mef2b, whose product is annotated as myocyte enhancer factor 2b. NCBI's taxonomy places the organism in Eukaryota, Metazoa, Chordata, Actinopteri, Moronidae. The record is from RefSeq and is a predicted model, not a curated record. Gene Ontology annotation, molecular function: RNA polymerase II cis-regulatory region sequence-specific DNA binding; DNA-binding transcription factor activity, RNA polymerase II-specific; protein dimerization activity. Gene Ontology annotation, biological process: positive regulation of transcription by RNA polymerase II. Bases 300 to 1571 code for a protein of 423 amino acids. The transcript is spliced from 9 exons.
AUGGUGACAGAGAGAGGCGGGUUGCAGCAGCCAGCUGUUGGAAAGCAGCGCUCCUGAACCAUCCGCUACUACUGCACCAGGUGAAUAUCUUCAACAUCACCAACCCGAGACAAGACUUCUGCUCUCUGACACACAUCUGUGCGUGCGUGCGUGUGUUUAUGCGCGUGUGUGUGUGAGUGUGUUUUCUCUUUAAUCCGCGACUUUUACUGUUUGAUUGGUCUCGAUCAAGUGGGUGAAACUCGGAGGCAAACAGAAGAGAAGACCGAGAGCAGGUAUAAAAGUGUCAGACAGCAGAAAAAAUGGGAAGAAAGAAAAUACAAAUUUCUCGUAUUCUGGACCAGAGGAAUAGACAGGUGACUUUCACCAAGCGUAAGUUUGGUCUGAUGAAGAAAGCCUAUGAGCUGAGCGUGCUGUGUGACUGUGAGAUCGCCCUCAUCAUCUUCAACAGCACCAACCGUCUGUUCCAGUACGCCAGCACAGACAUGGACAAAGUGCUGCUCAAGUACACAGAAUACAGCGAGCCACACGAGAGUCGCACCAACACGGACAUACUGGAGACUCUGCGUAGGAAGGGCCUCGGUAUCGACGCGUCAGAGCUCGACAGUGAGGAGAGCAUGCAGGUGGCUGCAGACAAAUAUCCUCUCAGUGAGGGCAUGGAUCUCUCUGUGGCUCGCCAGCGCUUCUAUGCUCCAUCACUCCUUUCACCAGAGGCCCAGUUCCUGGUGUCUGCAGGCUGUGAGAACAGCUUCCCCAACUCAUCCGGAUCCAGCAUGGUGCCUCACAGAGCUCCAAGCUUUAAAUCUCUAAGUACCAGACCCGGGUCUGCCAGCCCUGCUGCACCACAUGCACACACUGCAUUCAUGUCUCCACACUCAGGUAUCGGCUACUCCGUGUUCUCCCAUGGCAGCCUGAAUCGAGCUCUGGACAUGAAAAGCCCUCCUCCUCUGAACUUGGGUGGUGAGAACGUGCGGGGAGAUACUGUUAAUCAGGGCAUGGGGGCCACACGUGCUAACCACAGCUCUGCUAGGGGUGUCUUGUACCAGGGCCUGCACAGCAGCAGCUCCAUGGUAGCCAUGGGCAAGGCAGGGCUGCUGGGUCACAGUUUGGGUCACAGCUACGGCCUCCCCUCUCCUGGAGCCUCUGAGUACAGCCAAUCUGGAUUUUAUCACUCUGUUAGUCUACAACGAGGAGCAGUGAACCCCUGGCAGCCAGCACAGCCGCCUCAGGAGCCCCAUGGGCCUCAUAUAAGCCCAGCGAUGUCCAGUGGAGGGUGCUCCUUCCCCUCCCAGUCUUGCUCCUCAACCUCUCCACAUCUGCCCUCCCUCAACCUCAGCAUCAAAUCGGAGCGUAGCUCUCCUGAGCACAUGUCCUCACCCACCUCCCCUCCUCUACACCACCUCAGGCAGCAUUCUCCAAUGAGCAACCCCGAGUCUGCUCGCCAUACCCCUCCGGAAGCCCGUCCAACCAAUGAGACGAAGGAGUUUCCCAAAUCUGGCUACCCACAAGAUGAAGAGGAAGGGGGGCAGCAGCCGCUCAGGCAGUUAGAGAUAAGUGAUGGGUGGCAGAGAUAGCUAGCUGCUGCAGUCUAACACCAUCUCCCAUUCAAUCAGCUAUCUUCCAUCAAAACCAGUCCUCUCUUACACACACA